AAUUCAUAUAUCAUCUGUAUCUUGGUGGUGUGUCAACAACUAUCAUUGUUGUUGUUCUUUUGCGGAUUUGACUGUUUGUCGUUGGAAAAAAUUCUGUUGUUUUUUUAUGCAUAAAGUUUAAUGGUUAGGUGACUCUAAAAAAAGUUUGUUAUCUAUCUCUUUAUCUUAAGAAUGGGGUUGUUCUUUUUGUUCUUGUUCAUACAUGCGGCCAAUAUGCAGUGAUAAUUUGUUUAGUAGUGAUGAUAUCGUAUUGGCCGGUGUUGGUAGUUUAUAGUUUAUAGUUUUGUAAACUGAGUUGGAUGUUUUAUAGUUUCAAAAAUAAAAAAAAUGGAAGGCGGUAGUGGUGGUGGGUUGGAGUAUGAUGCUAAAGAACCAUUGUUGGUUAUGUCUAAUGAGCAAGAACAAGACAUGAUUAACAACGGGAAUGGAAGAGGUGAUAUAUGGUGUCACCGUCACCGGUACUCUUUUACAAGUCUGAAAAAUGACUUCUUCUCUAAGCUCCCUCUAAAAGUUCAGCAUGCCAUGGAUCCUGACUCCCCUUUUGAUUUAGACCUAUCUAAUACCUCUGGAUUAAUUGAAGCGGAGAAGGAAUACUAUGAAAGGCAGGUUUCAACAUUGAAAUCAUUUGGGGAGGUUGACGCUCUAGAUAUACCUCCUGACAUGAACGUUAAUGAAGAAGAAGAAAGACGAGAACAAGCCCAACACCAGAGAGCAAUGAAUAUAUCUAACGGGGCUAAUGUUGUGUUGCUAGCAUUAAAGAUAUAUGCAACUAUAAGGAGUGGGUCUAUAGCUAUAGCAGCCUCAACACUUGACUCCUUGCUAGAUCUUAUGGCCGGUGGAAUUCUUUGGUUCACACAUUUGUCGAUGAAGAACAUCAAUAUUUAUCAGUACCCUAUUGGCAAACUAAGGGUUCAACCUGUGGGAAUUGUUAUAUUUGCGGCUGUCAUGGCCACGCUUGGAUUUCAGGUGCUGAUUGAAGCGGUGGAGCAAUUAAUAAGAAAUGAACCUUGGCCAAAGAUGAUAUACGAGCAACUUGUCUGGCUCUACUCCAUCAUGCUUACUGCCACAGCUGUAAAAUUCACACUAUGGCUUUACUGCAAAAACUCAGGGAACAGGAUUGUUCGUGCAUAUGCAAAGGAUCAUUACUUUGAUGUAGUUACAAAUGUUGUGGGAUUAAUCGCUGCAAUUCUUGGUGACAAAUUUUAUUGGUGGAUUGAUCCUAUCGGUGCUAUUGGUCUGGCUAUCUAUACCAUUUCAAAUUGGUCUGGGACCGUUUUUGAAAAUGCAGUUUCUCUGGUUGGACAAGCUGCUCCCCCAGAAGUCCUGCAGAAACUGACCUACCUUGUUAUACAUCAUCAUGCUCAAAUCAAACGUGUUGAUACAGUCCGUGCAUACACCUUUGGUGUUCUAUACUUUGUUGAGGUUGACAUUGAACUGCCAGAAGACUUGCCUUUGAAAGAAGCCCAUGCAAUUGGAGAGUCAUUGCAGAUUAAAAUUGAGAAGCUCCCUGAAGUUGAACGAGCUUUCGUGCAUCUAGAUUUCGAGUGUGAUCACAAACCAGAACAUUCAGUUCUCAUCAAAUUACCUACUAGUCAACCUUGAUUUUUAUGUUGUAUAUGAAAAAGGGAUUAACUGUUUGUAUCCCUUUUUUUGUGGUAUAUGAAAAAGGGAUUAACUUAGGUUGUUUUAGGCUCUUUGGUAAUUCGUACAAAAAUCAUCAAAUGAUUAUCUAUAAUGUUUAUAUGCUCCUCUUCUAAAGUGGAGCAUUUGUUAAGAGGUCCAUUUGAGAAGGUUGAACUAAUGCUCCUUUUUCA
This is a messenger RNA of Spinacia oleracea (spinach), 1814 nucleotides long. Its product is annotated as metal tolerance protein 4. Gene Ontology annotation, molecular function: manganese ion transmembrane transporter activity. The record is from RefSeq and is a predicted model, not a curated record. The transcript is spliced from 7 exons. Bases 328 to 1602 code for a protein of 424 amino acids. Gene Ontology annotation, cellular component: membrane. NCBI's taxonomy places the organism in Eukaryota, Viridiplantae, Streptophyta, Magnoliopsida, Caryophyllales, Amaranthaceae. Gene Ontology annotation, biological process: monoatomic cation transport; transmembrane transport.